AUAGGGUACUUGCUGGCUGGCUGCUUGUGUGUUCGCUGGGAAUAACAAACAACUUGGUGGCCACCGAAGACGCUAGCCGGUUGCCACCGCACCGAAAACCGUCAGAGGAAACCGAAGAUGGCCCUCAGCUAAUCGGCGCCUGCUCGCGCUGUGUUGUCGGUGGAUUUACAGGACGACGGCUAGCUGGGUGCUAACGUUAGCACGCUAGCUUGCCAGGAGCACAUAGCAACUGCUGCUAGCUAACGUCACUGGACUGGUACUCUUCACUCUCAAGGCUGCAGCUAUGUUCGUCCAGGAGGAGAAGAUAUUCGCCGGGAAAGUGUUGAAAAUACACAUUUGCACCAUAGACGGCACGGAGUGGUUGGAGGAAGUCACGGAAGACACCACAGUUGAGAAACUGAAGGAGAAGUGCUUGAAACAUUAUGUGCACGGAGGUUUAGAAGACCCCAAAACACUCACCCACCAUAAACUCAUACAUGCUGCUACAGAGAGAGUCCUCACCGACACUAAAACGGUUGCCGAUGAAAAUCUCAAAGAUAAAGAGGUUUUGCUGCUCAUAAAGAAAAGGCCGCCACCGACCCCUCCAAAAUUGGCAGAUGUUAGUUCAGAGGAAAAGAAGAAACAAGAUAACAAAGCUCCAGACAAAGACGCAAUUUUGAAAGCCACCGCCAACCUGUCCACACGCCACACGGACCGCACUGUUACCCAGCAUAACAUCAGAGAUUUUCAGACGGAGCUGAGAAAAAUCCUGGUUUCUCUCAUUGAAGUCGCCCAGAAGCUUCUUGCCUUGAACCCCGAUGCUGUUGAAUUGUUCAAAAAAGCCAAUGCGAUGUUGGAUGAAGAUGAAGAGGACCGGGUGGAUGAAACGGCCCUUCAGCAGCUCACUGAGAUGGGUUUCCCCGAGAGCAGGGCCAUCAAAGCUCUUAGACUGAACCAUAUGUCAGUGACUCAAGCGAUGGAGUGGCUUAUCGAGCAUGUAGAUGACCCCUCUGUAGACGCACCCAUACCUGGCCAGGACUCUUCUGCAGCAGGAGCCACGGCUGCUGCCACACCAGGCCCCUCAACCUCCGCCUCAGCAUCUGCCUCAGCAUCCGCUUCAGCCUCAGCUUCAGCCUCAGCUUCAGCCUCAGCGUCAGCCUCCGCCUCUGGUCCUAACCUCCUCCGCAGCCUCUCCAGCCAGUCGAGCACAGAAGAGAGCAGCAGGCAGGACGAGCUCACAGAGAUCUUCAAGCGGAUCCGCAGGAAACGGGAGUUCAGACCGGACUCAAGAGCUGUCAUUGCGCUGAUGGAGAUGGGCUUUGAUGAAAAGGAGGUGGUUGAUGCUCUGAGGGUAAAUAACAACCAACAGGAUGCUGCGUGUGAGUGGCUGCUGGGAGACAGGAAACCUUCCCCAGAAGACCUGGACAAAGGCAUCGACACCAACAGCCCGCUGUUCCAAGCCAUUCUGGAGAAUCCAGUGGUCCAGUUGGGUCUAACCAACCCCAAGACCCUUUUAGCGUUUGAAGACAUGCUGGAGAAUCCUCUGAACAGCACCCAGUGGAUGAACGACCCCAAGACCGGCCCAGUCAUGCUCCAAAUAUCCAGAAUCUUCCAGACCCUCAAUCGCACAUAGAGCCUCCUGGUGGCCUCCCCCCCUCCCCCCCACCUGUGUGACUGUGGCAGCUUGUGUGUGUGUUUGACUUUAUUGGGGUGUGUGUGGACAGAUGUGUGAGUGUGGCAGAGACACAAGUAUUGUUUUUGCCUUGUAAAGACAAAGCUGGAGGAGUCAAAGUAUGAAUUAAGAUGUUACACAUAUAACUAUUUAUAACAGUACAGUAAAAAGACUUAUACAAAACAAAAUGUUAACAUAAACAUUAUUACAGUAAUAAUAAUAAAAAAGAAAUGAGAUUUAGUAUGUUGUUUUUACAUUUUAAUGAGAACAAUUUAUAGUCAUGACAGACAUGAUUUAUUUUAUAUAAUUUCUCCAUGUGCAGAAAUGACAUCAGACAUCAAUUUUAAUGUUUACACUUCAAAGAAAACUGUUUUUGUAUGUUUUGCAAUAUUUAAAUAUCAAUUACAGUUUUGUCUGUCUCUUUAAAUUGUUACAUUUCAUCUGUGGUGAAUGUGUGGAAGACUUCUGUUGGUAUCAUGUUUUGUUCCUCUUCCCCCUUUUGUCUUGUUUUUAUCAGCUUGUAAUUGAGAGGCUGGUGGUCGAAGUGUUUGUUCGGCAUGUUGAAAACAAGCUUUCAAACACAUUACCUCUCUCUCCAUUCACGCCUGCGAGGUCACUGUAAGUCAAGCGACCGCCUCUCAGUUCAAAGCGGACAUCGUUUUAUCUUGAGCUUCUUUAAGGAUAUUUAUUUGACGUUCUUGCCUUUUAAACAAAAGCUGUACACUAAAAUGUUUGUGUCUUAGUCAUGUUUUUACCAGAAAAAUGAUAUAUUAGGCCUGUGUGUUUAUUGUCAAUGUGCUCUUGAAUGUCAUAUUAUCACGUUGCGCUCAUUUAGCACUUGUUCACCUCUAUGGAUAUCACUCACUGCAGCACUGAGGACGUUAAAAGAAGGGUUUUGUCUCAAAAGGCUGUAGUGGGUUGUUAAAUGAAGCUGAGCCUAAUCAAAAGGGGGUUUGCCUUUUUAAAUCUGAAUGAUGAAGAUGCUCACUUCAUGCUGCGGAGGUGCAAGCAUCUUCACAAAGAACUAAUUUGAGACGCAACCAGUGUCGGUCUUUUGGUUUACUUUUUUUUGUUUCUUUUGAGAGCAGUGAACAUUUAUGCUGUCAAACCAAACCAAAAUGUCACUAUAUAACCUGCCUUGUCAUUAGUUGUACCCAUUGAAAAAAAACCCUGUAUUUCUGUGCAAUAGCAAGGACUUCUGUUGACCUGUAAAGAAAUAUAUUUGAUUUGAGUGUUAGAGAUGUGUGAACUGCAAUGGGUAGCGUGUUAUUAGCCUUUGCAUCGAGUACUUAAAAUCUCCAGCUACGAGAAGGCGAGCGAAGCCUCUUCUGUUCGACUGAGAUUUUAAAAAACAACAUGGAGGGUGGUGUGUUUUGCCAAGCUUUUGAGUGUUUUUAUUCAAUAUUUAAAAUGUGGUAUUGAUGUGACUUUCUGCUCAGGGAGGCUGAGAUUGUUUUUCUAAACCUGUCGUUACGGCAGACCUCUGCUCACCCCCGUCUAGUUUGGCAUUUGAAAAUGGCUUUAACUAAUCUGUCUAGAACUUUAUGAAUAAGAGCACUACAGGACAUGGUUUCGUAAAUGCAAUAUUUGAAAAUAUUUAAAUGUUUUUAGAGAGAAGUGUCUGUUUGAACUAUGUAUUAUUACAUUAUUUAUAUCGAAGCCAAACUAGGAACUUGUUCUUAUUUAUAACAUUUUUAGCAAACCUCAAAGCUAAUCUACAAAUGUGAAAAAAAAAUUAAAUGAUUCAAAUGUUGUUUUUACAAACCAUUGUAAAAUGUGCUAAUGGACUAGCAGGUCACAGUGUGAUUUAAAGUAUUGCAACAUGAAUGACGAAGGAUUUCUACACACAUCUCUGGAAGCCUCUCUGCACACUUUCUGCACUGCAGUGGACCUUCAUCACGGCCACAGCGACCAGCUGUCUCACCACCUCCAUGCUUUGCAUUAGUAUGCAUCAGAAACUCUCCGGUAAUAUCACGAAACAAACAUUGGGAGAUUUAAAGAUCCACAGAGAAUGCAGACGUCUUUCAAAGCGGUCAGCAGGAACAGAAAAGAGUAAAUGAACUUUAUUGCAAAAGAACAUUGAAGAGUGGUUGGAGUCACAGGUUUUUGUUUUAACUCAGCUUCCAUGCAGGACUGUCCCCGAUUAACAACCUAUGCAAUAUACUCUCACAGUCUGUUCAUUCAGACAGCCUCAUGGCUACUGGCAUUUAAAUCACUAUCGCAUUAAAGUUAUUUUUUGUGGCUGUA
Molecule: messenger RNA, 3898 nt
Organism: Plectropomus leopardus (leopard coralgrouper)
Lineage: Eukaryota; Metazoa; Chordata; Actinopteri; Perciformes; Serranidae
Gene: ubac1
Product: UBA domain containing 1
Cellular component (GO): ubiquitin ligase complex
Molecular function (GO): protein binding
Source: RefSeq, a predicted model, not a curated record